Molecule: messenger RNA, 2459 nt
Organism: Polypterus senegalus (gray bichir)
Lineage: Eukaryota; Metazoa; Chordata; Cladistia; Polypteriformes; Polypteridae
Gene: p3h1
Product: prolyl 3-hydroxylase 1
Exons: 15
Coding region: 81-2366 (761 amino acids)
Biological process (GO): collagen metabolic process
Cellular component (GO): endoplasmic reticulum
Molecular function (GO): procollagen-proline 3-dioxygenase activity; L-ascorbic acid binding; iron ion binding
Source: RefSeq, a predicted model, not a curated record
CCGUUCUUCGCCGGGACACACUCUGCGUGUCUGCGCGGCCGACUUGGGGGAACCGAUUUAGGAACAACUUCAUUUUCACCAUGUCGCGCCUAGUUGCCUUGUUGCUCCUCGCUUUGCCUGCGAUUGCCCCUCAACAAUCUGCGGAGCCACCGCUGGAGCCCUACGACCAGCUCUAUGAUCGUGGGGUAGAGGCGUACUACCGGGGCGACUGGAAGUCCGUCAUUCUGAACAUCGAGCGGGCGCUGCGAAAUAAAGGGGCAAUCCGCCGGGCAAGAGCGGAAUGCCGUCUCAGCUGCGCCAACCGCACUCAAUUCGGGGAGCCACUGCCGGACUUUGGUGUGCCUCUGCCUGGCCAGGGGCCGGUUCACGAUCUGGCCUUUUUCGAUAAAAUCCUCCGAAGGGCCGACUGUUUGCAAAAUUGUGAGUCGGGGAAACUUGGAGCAGUGUCGAUGCAUAAAGUGAGCGAAGAGACUGAACUGGAAUUCCAGAAGAGGAGUCCGUACAACUACCUACAAGUGGCAUAUUUCAAGAUCGAUAAGCUUGACAAAGCUGUGGCGGCAGCACACACCUUCUUUGUGGCAAACCCCACACACAUGGAAAUGAAGCAGAACCUGGAAUACUACAGGAUGAUGGCCGGCGUGCAGGAGGCGGACUUCAAGGAUCUGGAGGCAAAAGCACACAUGGAAGCAUUCAAGGAAGGCGUGUCAUUUUACACAAAUGAUCAAUUUCAGGAGGCAAUUCCUCACUUGGAGGCAGCAGUAGAGGAGUAUUUCAGUGCAGACCAGGAGUGCCGCUCCUUAUGUGAGGGGGCCUAUGACUAUGAUGGUUACAAUUACUUGGAGUACAAUGCUGACCUCUUUCAGGCCAUAACAGAUCACUACACGCAAGUGCUAAACUGCAAACAGAACUGCGCUGUGGAGCUUGCCAGCAGGCCUGCCCAAGAAAAACCCAUCGAGGACUUUCUGCCUGGUCACUUCAAUUAUCUGCAGUUUGCCUACUACAACAGUGAAAACUAUGAGAAGGCGAUCGAGAACGCCAAGACAUAUCUUCUGUUCCACCCCAGAGAUGAAGUGAUGAAUCAGAACCUGGCUUACUAUUCAGCUGUGCUAGGGGAGGAGAUUGCUGCCAACAUUUCGGCCAGAAAGAAUGUUGAGAUGUAUAUUCGACAGUCUCUCUUGGAGAAAGAACUUUUGUUCUAUGCAUAUGAAGUCUUCGGCAUCACAUUUGUUGAUCCAGACACAUGGACCCCUGAAGAAAUAAUGCCACAGAGACUUAGAGAAAAACAAAAGGCAGAGAGGGAGACGGCUGCAAGGAUCACAGAGGAAAUAGGCAACCUGAUGAAGGAGAUCGAGACCCUGGUGGAAGAGAAGAGCAAAGAGUCUUCAGAAAUGACCAAGCUCAUCCGGGAAGGAGGAAGCAUACUGUUUGACAACAUUGUCAUCACAAACACCUCCAAGACACUCAAUGGGUCUCAGAGAGUGGUGCUGGAUAAUGUGGUAACAGAAGAUGAAUGCCGAGAGCUCCACCAACUGUCCAACGCAACUGCUUUAAGGGGGGAUGGCUACAGGGGCAAACCAUCCCCUCACACACCCAGUGAGAGCUUCCAGGGUGUCACUGUCCUCAAAGCCCUAAAGCUUGCUCAGGAGGGUAAAGUACCCAUGAAAAGUGCCCAGAUGUACUUUGACAUUAGCGAGAAGGUCCGAAAGGUCGUGGAGUCCUACUUCCGCCUGGAGACACCACUUUAUUUCUCUUACACGCACCUUGUGUGCCGAUCAGCUAUAGCAGAGAAGCAGGAGGGAAGGGAGGACCUCAGCCAUCCAGUGCAUGUGGACAACUGCAUGCUGCAGUCGGAAGCCCUAGAGUGCAUUAAGGAGCCUCCUGCCUAUACCCACAGGGACUACAGUGCUAUUCUUUACCUGAAUAAUGAAUUUGAGGGAGGAGAAUUCAUCUUUACGGAGCUGGAUGCCAAAACUAUAACUGCUGAAGUUUCUCCCAAAUGUGGACGGGUUGUGAGCUUUGGAGCAGGGAAGGAGAACCCUCAUGGAGUGAAGGCAGUUACUAAAGGACAGCGGUGUGCCGUGGCAAUCUGGUUCACACUGGACCCCCGACACAAAGAAAAGGACAGAAUCCAGGCAGAGGAGUUGCUCACCAUGCUUUUUAGUCCAGUGGAUGCUGAAUUUCAGGGAACUGAAAAAGAGGGCACGAGCUCUGUUGAGGAAUCAAAAGAUGAAAUCCCUAAACCAGAUGGACCUGGCAACACCUCACAUAUGGAGACAGAGAAUCAGGCACAGGGACCAGACAGUCCGGACUCGAAGGUAGCAGCAAAUUCACCCCUGGACUCAGAAAAUGGAAAGGAUGAAUUGUAAUGCACACAACUACAUUCUUUUGCACAAGAUUAAAAAUUUCAAUUUUGUUAUAUUUUUUAUUGAUGUGGGCUAAUAAAAUAUUUUGUGGGGUAA